ACGUAGAAAUUGUGGUAUUUUAUACUGGCAACACUAUACAAUCCGCGUCUACGAAUUAUUUCUGAGAGGUCGUCAAUGACUUUGCGAUAAUACAAAAUUACAAAGAAAAAGUGUAGUCGUUUUAGUGCGCCUUUACUGUUUAUCUAGCUCCUUUUUAUAGCAUAAGCAUAUAAAUAUAAAUAACAUGGCCGGAGCGAUGUUAUUCGAGAGAUCACGCGUGUCAUCGUCGACGAACAGAGACGAAGACGUCCGCAUGACCGACAAAAUGGUUAGCACUGGCGAGGUGCCCGAAGAUGACGAAGAAAACAUAAGGGCCAAGGAACAAGGGAUUCUGAACCUCGGCGAGAAGUACAAGAAGGAAGGUAAAGCUAAGGAAUUGGCUGAAUUGAUAAAAGCAACUAGACCUUUCCUUAGCCUCAUCAGUAAAGCUAAAGCUGCAAAGUUGGUGCGUUCAUUGGUUGAUUUCUUUCUGGAUUUGGAAGCUGGCAUCGGUAUAGAAGUCCAGCUGUGUAAAGAGUGUAUAGAAUGGGCCAAAGAAGAACGCCGCACGUUUCUACGACAGAGUUUGGAGGCCAGAUUAAUCGCACUCUACUUCGACACAGGAAUGUAUACAGAAGCUUUGGACCUGGCCACAGCACUGCUCAAGGAACUCAAGAAGUUAGAUGAUAAAAACUUGUUAGUGGAAGUACUUUUGUUAGAGAGUAAAACUUAUCAUGCACUUAGCAACCUGCCUAAAGCUCGUGCCUCAUUGACCUCAGCCAGGACCACUGCAAAUGCAAUCUACUGUCCUCCUAAAAUGCAAGCAGCCCUCGACCUACAAUCUGGUAUACUUCAUGCAGCUGAUGAGCGUGAUUUCAAAACUGCUUACUCUUAUUUCUAUGAAGCAUUUGAAGGUUAUGAUGGAGCUGACAGCCCAAAAGCUCUGACUGGUUUGAAGUACAUGUUGUUAUCUAAAAUUAUGUUGAACCAGGCUGAAGAAGUAGGUACGGUUUGUGGCAGCAAGGCAGCCCUCAAAUAUGCAGGUAAAGAGUUGGAAGCAAUGCGGGCAGUUGCAACAGCCUCCCACAAGAGAUCACUUGCUGAUUUCCAAGCGGCACUUAAAACUUACAAACCGGAGUUGGAAGAAGAUGCAGUAGUCCGCGCACAUCUUGGUGCUCUUUAUGACACAAUGUUGGAGCAGAAUCUAUGUAGAAUUGUUGAGCCAUACAUGAGGGUACAAGUGGAGCAUGUGGCACGCUGCAUUCGUUUGCCUGUAGUACAAGUUGAGAAGAAACUGUCUCAAAUGAUUUUGGAUAAGAAAUUGAAUGGAAUCCUAGAUCAAGGAGAGGGAGUCCUGAUUGUAUUUGACGAGUCACCCCUAGAGAAGACUUAUGAGACUGUACUUGAGACCAUCCACCAUAUGAGCAAGGUUGUUGAUACUCUUUACCAGAAAGCCAAGAAACUAUCAUAGACUUUCAUGUAAAUUUGUUGUAGCAUUAAAAGUAUAAUGUAUAUCAAAGUAACCAUAAAUUUUCAGUUCAAAUGAUUUGUAAAUGAAACCUAUUUUUCGAGACAAAACAAAAUUUUAUUAUUUCCACUGCAAUGUAAGUUAAAUAGUGACAUGGAAAUAUCAUUUAAAAAAAAACAGAAAAAGUGUUGUAGAAAUCGGGGAAUGGCUGAAGCUUCAGUGAUGAUUGAAGCCUGUGCAUCAUUAGUAGCUUUAUUUUAUUAUAAAACUAUGUAAUAGUUUAAAGAAAUUCUAAUCUUUGUCUUUGAUUUUAUAACUUGUCCUUUUUUAAUGUAAUUCUGUUUUAUUGAUAUAAAAAUAAAAGGUGUUCUCCAAA
This is a messenger RNA of Plodia interpunctella (Indianmeal moth), 1823 nucleotides long. RefSeq names its product Regulatory particle non-ATPase 6 (gene Rpn6). Gene Ontology annotation, cellular component: proteasome regulatory particle, lid subcomplex. Gene Ontology annotation, molecular function: structural molecule activity. Gene Ontology annotation, biological process: ubiquitin-dependent protein catabolic process. The transcript has a single exon. The record is from RefSeq and is a predicted model, not a curated record. The coding region runs from base 185 to 1450 and encodes 421 amino acids. Lineage: Eukaryota; Metazoa; Arthropoda; Insecta; Lepidoptera; Pyralidae.